Melanaphis sacchari is the source of this 925-nucleotide messenger RNA. RefSeq lists its product as uncharacterized. The transcript has 2 exons. NCBI's taxonomy places the organism in Eukaryota, Metazoa, Arthropoda, Insecta, Hemiptera, Aphididae. The record is from RefSeq and is a predicted model, not a curated record. Bases 72 to 557 code for a protein of 161 amino acids.
UUCCUUUAUCUAUUGUUAGUCUCACAUUGGAGGUCAGUAGAAGUGCACGGAUCAUUUAAUUAUUUCAAGAAAUGAGAUUUGACCAUUUAAUGACCACAAAAUUUACUCACAAGAGACUGCUCUAUUUUCUGUUAAAAAGUAAAAUGAAUUAUAUUUGUAUUGUUUUAAUUAUAUGUGGUGCUAUAGAUGUAGUCAGAUCUUGUGAUUGGAAAAAUUAUAAUGUUCAAUGUCAACAGAGGGAGAAGUGUUUGGAUUUAAUAAAUUAUUCUCAUGUGACAAUGUGUAUUAAUGAUUGUAAGAAUGAAGCCUGGGAUAAUUGUUUGCAAAGUAUUUGGAACGUUUCAGUAAACGGCACUAAAUAUGGUGCUGAUCUGAAGAGAAAUAAACGACAACCAGGAAGAACUAAAUUAAAAAAUCCCGGAGCCUUAUGCAAAGGAAGUCAUGAUGAUGAAGAUACAUGUAGAAAGUUUUGUCCCUAUAAGUAUUGCAAAUGUAGAGCAACAUGGGUAGGGGGAAAAGAACAAAUGGAUAUGACAUAUGACUGCACCCCAAAAUAAUCCAGUGUAAAUUAUGUCAAAUUAUAAUAUGAAAUUUCAAAACCUAUAGUUGUAGUUAGAAAAUUAGAUUUAGUUCAUUUCACCAAUUUAUCCAUAAUUUGAUAGACCUCAGUAGGUACUUAGUUAAAUUUUGAUAAAUGAUGAUAAUUGUUAUAAAAUAAUGUUUUAGAUGUAAUAAGGUUAUUUAUUAUUAUUUAAAAAAAAUUGAAGUUAUGUACGUUUUAAAAAAUUUCAAUUUAACGUCAGGCCCACGUGAUACAGGUCUAUAGAUAUGCCAAGUUUUUACUCUGUUCUAUUAUCAUGAAAUUAAUAUUGUUUAUUGUUGUUUAUUAUGAUGUUUUUUCAAAUAUAGUUUAUUUGCAAUCUUA